Messenger RNA from Anthonomus grandis grandis, 1467 nucleotides. Its product is annotated as elongation factor Tu-like. Gene Ontology annotation, molecular function: GTP binding; GTPase activity; translation elongation factor activity. Lineage: Eukaryota; Metazoa; Arthropoda; Insecta; Coleoptera; Curculionidae. Gene Ontology annotation, cellular component: mitochondrion. The record is from RefSeq and is a predicted model, not a curated record. The transcript is spliced from 4 exons. Bases 1 to 1425 code for a protein of 474 amino acids. Gene Ontology annotation, biological process: mitochondrial translational elongation.
AUGUCCGUGAGUUUAAUUCGAAGUGUAGGACACGCAAUUUCGCAGCAAAAAAAACUGUUCUUGACGGAACAUAAAAAACUCUCGCGCUUAUGUCAGUUUUGUCAAAGUGCGCUACCUAACCUCAAUCCGGUGCGAAGCAGUGUCUACCGUCAAAACGUACGGGUUCGAAAUGUGGCGGGACAUUCAAAACGAACAUUUGCUACCUCGACGAGCGAUAAAGAUGGGAAAAAGCACAUAAAUAUUGGUACUAUCGGGCACGUGGAUCAUGGAAAAACCACUUUAACUGCUGCAAUUACAAAAUAUCUUCAAAAACAGGGACUUGCUCAAUUUAUUUCUUAUGAUCAAAUUGAUCGAGCUCCAGAAGAAAAGGCCAGAGGAAUUACAAUAAACGUAUGUCACGUGGGAUACAGUACAAAGGCUCGUCACUAUGCACACACAGAUUGUCCAGGCCAUGCAGAUUUCAUUAAAAACAUGAUCUCCGGAGCGUCCCAAAUGGACGGAGCCAUUUUAGUGGUGGCGGCGACCGACGGACAGAUGCCCCAAACCAGGGAACACUUGCUGUUGGCCAAACAAGUCGGAGUCACCAAAAUAGUCGUCUACGUAAAUAAGGCCGACCUUGUAGACCAAGAGGUUUUAGAGUUAGUGGAAAUGGAAAUUAGAGAACUGCUUGAGGAUUUUGGGUUUGAUGGAAUUAACUGUCCGAUCAUUUUCGGUUCUGCCUUGGAGGCUUUAAAUGAUAAACAAACAGAUAUAGGUACAAAUUCGAUUCAAAAACUGCUGGACGCUAUCGACACCUAUAUUCCCAGUCCAGAAAGAGAUUUUAAAAGUCCUUUUAUGGUGCCCAUCGAUAACGCUUUCCUUGUGCCCGGCCGGGGUACUGUGGUGGUCGGCACUAUCAGCAGGGGCAUUGUAAAAUCGAAAGCCGAAGCAGAAAUGUUGGGAUUUGAUCAAACAAUGAAAACCGUUAUUACCGACAUACAGGUGUUCAAGAAAAGUGUGCCGGAAGCUAAAGCGGGAGAGAAUAUCGGAGCUUUGGUGCGGAAUAUUAAACUGAAAGAUGUAAAAAGAGGCAUGCUUUUGUGCGCGGCCAAAAGUGAAACUUUGAGUAAUAGAUUUAAGGCGAGCAUUUACUUUUUAUCAAAAGCCGAAGGGGGGCGUUCGAAGCCUAUUACUAGCAAGUAUUGCCAGCAUCUGUUUAGUAAAACAUGGAAUUUACCUUGCAGGCUUGAUUUGGAGGAGGGAACUGAAAUGAUUAUGCCAGGUGAACACGGAAGUAUAGAACUGACUCUUCUAUGGAAAAUGGUGAUGUCGCCAGGCCAACAAUUUACUGUGAGGGAAAAUAAUGUCACGGUGGCCACCGGGAUUGUUACCGAAAAACUGCCUAGCGUUGAUGUUAAAGGAAAUUUAGGGAAAUUAGUUUUGUAAUUUUAAUAUUCGUUUCUAGAAUAAAUAUUGAAAUUUGUAAAA